AUGGACUCCAUGAGAUCGUUGAACACUUCCUUACCGAGCUCGACUCCCCGUCCUCAGCCCCCCGAGCAACUCCUACAGUCGUUCAAAGCCGCCGCCCUAUCCGUGACCAACCUCUACAAGAAUGCUGUCUGCGAACAAUCCCAGGCAAAGCAAGCGGGCUAUCAGGAAGCCAUUGAGGAUCUGCUGCAGUUCCUUGACAGAGAGAACUUGGGCCUAGGAGAUGGGGAAGGCUGGUCGGUUCGACAAUGGGCAACGGAGAGACUGGAUGGCAACGGGGUCCCCGGUAGCGACGAUGACGAUACCGAAAAGAGAGCUAGGAGCACAACGCCGGCUGCAGUCCGCAAGGAACAAUCUGGGCCAGACGCUUCUCAAUCACCACCAAAACCCGCCUCGUCUCCUUACGAUGCGCACGUUGCCCCGCAGCAACAACAACAGCCACAGCCGCAGCAGCAACCGGCACCACCAUCACAGCCAGAAGCCAACUCCUUCGACAGGCCAGCCAUCUUCACAUUUACUUCUGGGCCUUCGUUCCCUCAGCCUCAAGAGCAAGAUGUUGACAUGCAACCAUCGGAAAAUUCUCCCGAUGGAGCACCCGUUCUCUCCGUUUUCCCUCGCAACUCCCGCUCGCAGCAUCGCCACAACAACUUGACACGGUCUAACCAGCGCACGUCGACACGUGAGCCUUCUGUCGGGGUAGGCUCAAAAAGGAAACUUGCCGUUCCUGACUUUUUUGACUUGUCCGAUAUGUUUGGAGGGAGUAAGAGGGGGCGUUUCACCUAA
This is a messenger RNA of Aspergillus chevalieri, 780 nucleotides long. RefSeq lists its product as uncharacterized. Bases 1 to 780 code for a protein of 259 amino acids. NCBI's taxonomy places the organism in Eukaryota, Fungi, Ascomycota, Eurotiomycetes, Eurotiales, Aspergillaceae. The transcript has a single exon. The record is from RefSeq and is a predicted model, not a curated record.